Molecule: messenger RNA, 12951 nt
Organism: Tupaia belangeri chinensis (Chinese tree shrew)
Lineage: Eukaryota; Metazoa; Chordata; Mammalia; Scandentia; Tupaiidae
Gene: DNAH1
Product: dynein axonemal heavy chain 1
Biological process (GO): microtubule-based movement
Cellular component (GO): dynein complex
Molecular function (GO): ATP binding; dynein intermediate chain binding; minus-end-directed microtubule motor activity
Source: RefSeq, a predicted model, not a curated record
GGCGGGAGAACCAAGCCCGGAAUAGCAGGGGUGGGGAGGCUGGGUGCAGACUGGGCGGUUCGCGGACGGAAGCUCCCGCCCAGCCGCGCCGGAUGGUCCCGCCCCCUAGCAACGGGUCAACGUCCCUCCCUGGAAACGGGCCGACGGACCCCCGCACUGCUCGGUGUUGCCGGAGCUCUCGGCGGGGACCUCUUCCUGAGACACAGCAUGGAGCAGCCUAACAGAGAGGGCUGCAGACUGGGAAGGAGCCCUCCGGGUCCUGAGUGCAGUGGUGCACCUGCUCAGGAGGAGCGUAGCCUGGACAGGAUUCACCAGGGCCUGGAGUACAACAUUGGGAGGAUUCUCCUGGGACCAGAUUAUGGCUUGGCAGGCAGUCUUCCUCUGGACCCUGACCCCAAGCUCCCACCUUUACCCACGCCCCUACCUUCAGACACACUCUCAGACUUUGGGCAGCCCUGGAAGUCACCCCUGACAGCUGCUGAUAAGAAAUACCCCCUGAUGAAGCAGCGUGGGUUCUACUCUGACAUCCUCAGCCCUGGAACUCUGGAUCAACUUGGGGAAGUGUGCCGUGGCCCUCCCAUGAACCAGAACUUACUGCGGCAGGCCGAUCUCAAGAAGUUCACCCCAAGAGUUGGGACCUUUGAGAUCCCCGAGGACUUAGAGGAGCGCGUGGAACAGCAGAGCAUCGGCGCUACCACCCAGCAGCUCACCCAGACUGACUUUCCACUGCAAGCCUAUGAGCCCAAGGUGCAGGUGCCCUUCCAGGUGCUGCCCGGCCAGUGCCCCCGCAAGAUCGAGAUCGAGAGGAGGAAGCGGCAGUACCUGAGCUUGGACAUCGAGCAGCUGCUGGCCAGUGAGGGCAUUGACUCCAACCAGCUCAUGCCCAGGCACCCAGACCCGAAGCACCCCCAAACCAUUGAACAGGGCCACGACCCGCUCUUUCCCAUCUAUCUUCCACUGAAGGUGUUUGAUAAUGAGGAGUUUGACUGCCGGACUCCCAGGGAGUGGAUGGACAUGGGUUUGGAGCCGGGGUCUCUGGGCCGGAGACCCGUUCCUGGAAAAGCACUCUUGCCCACCGAUGACUUCCUGGGGCAUGAGGACCCCAAGAGUCCGAAGCUCAACUACAAGUGGUGCGAGGUGGGCGUCCUGGACUACGAUGAGCAGAAGAAGCUGUACCUAGUGCAAAAAACUGACGCCAAAGGCUUGGUGCGGGAUGACGAGGGGAGGCCCAUCCUGAAUGGAGGGGUCACCGCUGAAGGGAGACCGCCCCUUCUGAUCACUCAGUACUGGGUGCCACGGAUCCAGCUUCUCUUCUGUGCUGAAGACCCUCGCGUGUUCACGCAGCGCGUGGUCCAGGCCAAUGCCCUGCGCAAGAACACGGAAGCCCUGCUGCUGUACAACCUGUACGUGGACUGCAUGCCCUGCGAGGGCCAGCGGCUCAUCAACGAGCAGAGCCUGAGCAAGAUCAAGCAGUGGGCCAUGAGCACGCCCCGGAUGCGCAAAGGGCCCACGGUUCUGGAGCACCUGAGCAGGCUGGCCAGAGAAGUGUGCCUGGACUACGAGCGGAGCAUGAACAAGAUCAGCUUCGACCAGAUCGUCUCCGCCAAGCCUGACACCUUCUCCUACGUGACCCUGCCCAAGAAGGAGGAAGAGAAGGUGCCCGAGCGAGGGCUGGUGAGCAUCCCCAAGUACCCCUUCCGGGAGCAGAAGGAGGACUUCACAUUUGUGUCCCUGCUCACAAGGCCAGAGGUCAUCAUUGCCCUUAGCAAGGUGCGGGCUGAGUGCAACAAGGUGACCGCCAUGUCCCUGUUCCACUCGAGCCUCUCCAAGUACAGCCGCCUGGAAGAGUUCGAGCAGAUCCAGUCGCAGGCCUUCUCCCAGGUGCAGAUGUUCCUCAAAGACAGCUGGAUCAGCACGCUGAAGGUGGCCAUGCGCAGCAGCCUGCGUGACAUGAGCAAGGGCUGGUACAACCUGUACGAGACCAGCUGGGAGGUGUACCUCAUGUCGAAGCUGCGCAAGCUGAUGGAGCUCAUCAAGUACAUGCUGCAGGACACGCUGCGCUUCCUGGUGCAGGACUCGCUCUCCGGCUUCUCGCAGUUCAUCAACGACGCCUGCUGCAGUGUGCUCGACUGCCCCGAAGACAUGGUCUGGGGUGACAACCUCAUGCACAGCCCCUACAGGCCCCGGAAGAACCCCCUGUUCAUCAUGGACCUGGUGCUGGAUAGUUCGGGGGUGCACUACAACACCCCACUGGAGCAGUUCGAGAUGUCUCUGCUCAACCUCUUUGACAAGGGCAUCCUGGCCACCCACGCUGUGCCCCAGCUGGAAAAGCUGGUGAUGGAGGACAUCUUUAUCAGCGGCGACCCACUGCUGGAGUCGGUGGGACUCCACGAACCCCUGGUGGAGGAGCUGCGGGCCGUUGUCGCCAACGCGAUACACAAAGCCAUGAUCCCACUGCAGGCCUACGCCAAGGAGUACAGGAAGUACCUGGAGCUGAACAACAACGACAUCGCCUCCUUCCUCAAGGCCUACCAGACGCAGUGCCCGACCUCUGAGGAGGUACGGAACGUGGUGCUCACCCACCUGCGGGAGAAAGAGAUCCUGGACAACUCUCUGCCCAGCAGCAUCGUCAUCGGGCCCUUCUACAUCAACGUUGAAAACGUCAAGCAGAGCUUGUCCAAGAAGCGCAAAGCCCUGGCUACCUCCAUGUUAGACAUCCUGGCCAAGAACCUGCAUAAGGAGGUGGACAGUAUCUGCGAGGAGUUCCGCAAUAUCAGCCGCAAGAUCUACGAGAAGCCCAACAGCAUCGAGGAGCUGGCCGAGCUGCGGGAGUGGAUGAAGGGCAUCCCCGAGCAGCUGGUGGGGCUGGAGGAGCGGAUCGUGAAGGUCAUGGAUGACUACCAGGUCAUGGAUGAAUUCUUUUACAACCUCAGCUCAGAAGACUUCAAUGACAAAUGGGCCGCCAGCAACUGGCCUUCUAAGAUCCUGGGGCAGAUAGAGAUCGUGCGGCAGCAGCACAUCGAGGACGAGGAGAAGUUCCGCAAGAUCCAGCUCAUGGACCAGAACAACUUCCAGGAGAAGCUGGAAGGGCUGCAGCUGGUGGUGGCUGGCUUCUCCACCCAUGUGGAGAUCACACGAGCGCACGAGAUUGCCAACGAGGUCCGGCGGGUCAAAAAGCAGCUGAAGGACUGCCAGCAGCUGGCGGUGCUCUACAACAACCGCGAGCGCAUCUUUGGCUUGCCCAUCACCAACUACGACAAGCUCUCCAGGAUGGUGAAGGAGUUCCAGCCAUACCUGGACCUCUGGACCACAGCCUCCGACUGGCUGCGCUGGUCCGAGAGCUGGAUGAACGACCCCCUGUCAGCCAUCGAUGCCGAGCAGCUGGAGAAGAACGUGGUUGAGUCCUUCAAGACCAUGCACAAGUGCGUGAAGCAGUUCAAGGACAUCCCAGCCUGCCAGGACGUGGCCUUAGACAUCCGAGCCCGCAUCGAGGAGUUCAAGCCAUAUAUCCCGCUGAUCCAGGGGCUGCGCAACCCUGGCAUGCGGAACCGGCACUGGGAGAUGCUGUCGAACUUGAUUGACAUCAACGUCAGGCCCAAAGCCAACCUGACCUUUGCCCGCUGCCUCGACAUGAACCUGCAGGACCACAUCGAGAGCAUCAGCAAGGUGGCCGAGGUGGCUGGCAAGGAGUACGCCAUCGAGCAGGCACUGGACAAGAUGGAGAAGGAGUGGUCAGUCAUCCUGUUCAACGUGCUGCCCUACAAGGAGACGGACACCUAUAUCCUCAAGAGUCCAGACGAGGCCUCGCAGCUGCUGGACGACCACAUCGUCAUGACUCAGAGCAUGUCCUUCUCGCCCUACAAGAAGCCGUUUGAGCAACGCAUCAACUCCUGGGAAAACAAACUGAAGCUGACCCAGGAGGUGCUGGAGGAGUGGCUGAACUGCCAGCGGUCCUGGCUCUACCUGGAACCCAUCUUCAGCUCUGAGGACAUCAAUAGGCAGCUGCCAGUGGAAAGCAAGCGCUACCAGACGAUGGAGCGGAUCUGGAGGAAGAUCAUGAGGAACGCCUACGAGAACCGGGAGGUGAUCAACGUAUGUGCCGACCAGCGGCUGCUGGACAGCCUGCGGGACUGCAACAAGCUGCUGGAUCUGGUGCAGAAGGGGCUCAGCGAGUACCUGGAGACCAAGAGGAGCGCCUUCCCCAGAUUCUACUUCCUGUCAGAUGAUGAACUGCUAGAGAUCUUGUCCCAGACAAAGGACCCCACGGCCGUGCAGCCCCACCUGCGCAAGUGCUUCGAGAACAUUGCCCGGCUGCUGUUCCAGGAGAACCUGGAGAUCACCCACAUGUACUCGGCGGAGGGCGAGGAGGUGCAGCUGUCUUUCUCCGUCAUCCCCUCCAGCAACGUGGAGGAUUGGCUGCGGGAGGUGGAGCACAGCAUGAAGACCAGUGUGCGCGACAUCAUCGAGAGGGCCAUCAGGGCCUACCCCACGAUGCCCAGGACCCAGUGGGUUCUGAACUGGCCUGGCCAGGUGACCAUCGCUGGGUGCCAGACCUACUGGACCAUGGAGGUGGCGGAGGCUUUGGAGGCCAACAACCUCAGUAGCCGGCUGUUCCCCCAGCUCUCCCAGCAGCUCAGUGACCUUGUGGCUCUGGUGCGGGGGAAGCUGUCCCGCAUGCAGCGGGCAGUGCUGUCGGCACUCAUUGUCAUUGAGGUCCAUGCCAAGGACGUGGUGAGCAAGCUGAUCCAGGAGCACGUGGUCAGCGUGAAUGACUUCGAGUGGAUCUCACAGUUGAGGUACUACUGGACGAACAACGACCUGUACAUCCGCGCUGUGAAUGCUGAGUUCAUCUACGGCUAUGAGUACCUAGGCAACAGCGGGAGGCUGGUGAUCACGCCCCUUACCGACAGGUGCUACCUGACCCUGACUGGAGCCCUGCACCUCAAGUUUGGAGGUGCACCAGCUGGUCCAGCUGGCACAGGAAAAACCGAGACCACCAAAGACCUGGGCAAGGCCUUGGCUAUACAGACCGUUGUCUUCAACUGCUCUGACCAGCUCGACUUUAUGGCCAUGGGCAAGUUCUUCAAGGGCCUGGCCAGUGCUGGGGCCUGGGCCUGCUUUGACGAGUUCAACCGCAUCGACAUUGAGGUGCUGUCUGUGGUGGCCCAGCAGAUCACCACCAUCCAGAAGGCACAGCAACAGCGGGUGGAACGCUUCAUGUUCGAGGGCGUUGAGAUCCCCCUUGUGCCGUCCUGUGCCGUGUUUAUCACCAUGAAUCCGGGAUAUGCUGGCCGCACUGAGCUGCCUGACAAUCUGAAGGCACUCUUCCGGCCUGUGGCCAUGAUGGUUCCGGAUUAUGCCAUGAUUGCCGAGAUCUCCCUCUACUCCUUUGGCUUCAACGAAGCCAGCGUGCUAGCUAAGAAGAUCACAACCACCUUCAAGCUGUCCUCUGAGCAGCUCAGCUCCCAGGAUCACUAUGACUUCGGGAUGAGAGCUGUGAAGACUGUGAUCUCAGCUGCUGGGAACCUCAAGCGAGAAAACCCCAGCAUGAAUGAGGAGCUGAUCUGCCUCCGGGCCAUCCGGGAUGUGAACGUGCCCAAGUUCCUGCAGGAGGACCUCAAGCUCUUCUCUGGGAUCGUGUCCGACCUGUUCCCCACCAUCAAGGAGGAAGAGACGGACUAUGGCAUCCUGGACAAGGCCAUCCGCAAGGCUUGUGAGAAGCGUAACCUCAAAGAUGUGGAGGGCUUCCUGACCAAGUGUAUCCAGCUCUACGAGACCACAGUGGUGCGGCAUGGCCUCAUGCUGGUCGGGCCCACGGGCUCCGGCAAGAGCGACUGUUACAGAGUGCUGGCUGCCGCCAUGACGGCCCUGAAAGGGCAGCCCUCUAUUAGCGGUGGCGUGUAUGAGGCCGUCAAAUACUACGUGCUCAAUCCCAAGUCCAUCACAAUGGGCCAGCUCUAUGGGGAGUUCGACCUGCUCACCCAUGAGUGGACAGAUGGGAUUUUCUCGUCCCUCAUCCGGGCGGGAUCCAUCGCCUCAGAUACCAGCAAGAAGUGGUACAUGUUCGACGGGCCGGUGGACGCCGUCUGGAUCGAGAACAUGAACACGGUGCUGGACGACAACAAGAAGCUAUGCCUCAGCUCCGGGGAGAUCAUCAAGCUCACAGAGGCGAUGACCAUGAUGUUCGAGGUGCAGGACCUGGCGGUGGCGUCCCCAGCCACAGUGUCCCGCUGUGGGAUGGUGUACCUGGAGCCCAGCAUCCUGGGGCUCAUACCUUUCGUCGAGUGCUGGCUGCAGAGGCUGCCUCCCUUGCUGAAGCACUACGAGGAGCAUUUCAAGGCCCUCUUUGUCAGCUUCCUGGAGGAAUCCAUCGCCUUCGUUCGGUCCUCAGUGAAGGAGGUGAUCGCCUCGACCAACAGCAACCUGACCAUGAGCCUCCUCAAGCUGCUCGACUGCUUCUUCAAGCCCUUCACGCCCAAAGAGGGCCUCAAGAAUAUACCCCCCGAAAAGCUGAGUCGCGUCCCAGAGCUGAUCGAGCCCUGGUUCAUCUUCUCCCUGGUCUGGAGCGUGGGCGUUACCGGGGACAGCAACAGCCGCAUCGGCUUCAGCCAUUGGCUGAGGACGAAGAUGAUAAGGGAAAGGGUGACGCUGCACUUCCCAGAUGAGGGGCUGGUGUUCGAUUACAGGCUGGAGGAUGCAGGCAUCAGCAGCACCAACGAUGAGGAGGAGGACGAUGAGGAGGGCAAGCAGGUGGCCUGGGUGAAGUGGAUGGACUCCUCGGCUUCGUUCACCAUGGUGCCUGACACCAGCUACUGCAACAUCAUCGUGCCCACCAUGGACACCGUGCAGAUGUCCUGCCUGUUGGGCAUGCUGCUCUCCAACCACAAACCUGUGCUGUGCAUUGGGCCGACGGGCACAGGGAAGACACUCACCAUCUCCGAUAAGCUCCUUAAGAACCUGCCGCUGGAGUACAUCAGCCACUUCCUCACUUUCUCAGCCCGCACCUCAGCCAACCAGACCCAGGACCUCAUAGACAGCAAGUUGGACAAGAGGCGGAAGGGUGUGUUUGGGCCACCCCUGGGGCGAAACUUCAUCUUCUUCAUCGAUGACCUGAACAUGCCGGCCCUGGAGACUUACGGAGCCCAGCCACCCAUCGAGCUGUUGCGCCAGUGGAUGGACCACGGCGGCUGGUAUGACCGCAAGAUCAUCGGAGCCUUCAAGAAGCUGGUGGAUAUCAACUUUGUCUGUGCCAUGGGCCCCCCUGGAGGGGGCAGGAACCCCAUUACCCCGAGGCUGACACGUCACUUCAACUACCUAUCCUUCACCGAGAUGGACGAGAUCAGUAAGAAGCGCAUCUUCUCCACCAUCCUGGGCAGCUGGACAGAUGGACUCCUUGGAGAAAAAAGUUACCGGGAGCCUGUGCCUGGGGCCCCCAACAUUGCCCCCUUCACGGAGCCCCUCGUGGAAGCCACCAUCAUGGUGUAUGCCACCAUCACCUCUCAGCUGCUGCCCACUCCGGCCAAGUCCCACUACACCUUCAACCUGCGGGACCUCUCUAAGGUCUUCCAGGGCAUGCUCAUGGCCGACCCCGCCAAGGUCGAGGACAAGGUGCAGCUGCUGCGACUGUGGUACCACGAGAACUGCCGCGUGUUCCGAGACCGGCUGGUGAACGAGGAGGACCGCGGCUGGUUCGACCAGCUCCUCCAGAGCUGCAUGGAGCAGUGGGAGGUGGCCUUCGACAAGGUCUGCCCCUUCCAGCCCAUUCUUUAUGGGGACUUCAUGUCACCAGGCGCAGACGUCAAGUCCUACGAGCUCAUCACCAACGAGAAGAAGAUGCUGCAGGUGAUCGAGGAGUACAUGGAGGACUACAACCAGAUCAACACGGCCAAGCUGAAGCUGGUCCUCUUCAUGGACGCCAUGAGCCACAUCUGCCGCAUCAGCCGCACCCUGCGCCAAGCGCUGGGCAAUGCACUCCUGCUGGGCGUGGGUGGCAGCGGCCGCAGCUCCCUCACACGGCUCGCCUCGCACAUGGCCGAGUACGAGUGCUUCCAGAUCGAGCUAUCCAAGAACUACGGCAUGUCUGAGUGGCGCGAGGAUGUCAAGAAGGUUCUGCUCAAGGCAGGCCUACAGAACCUGCCCAUCACCUUCCUGUUCUCAGACACCCAGAUCAAGAAUGAGUCCUUCCUGGAGGACAUCAACAACGUGCUGAACUCGGGCGACAUUCCCAACCUGUACACGGCAGACGAGCAGGACCAGAUCGUGAACACCAUGCGGCCCUCCAUCCAGGAGCAGGGCCUGCAGCCCACCAAGGCCAACCUCGUGGCCGCCUACACGGGGCGCGUGCGCAGCAACAUCCACAUGGUGCUGUGCAUGAGCCCCAUUGGAGAGGUCUUCCGAGCUCGCCUGAGGCAGUUCCCCUCCCUGGUCAACUGUUGUACCAUCGACUGGUUUAACGAGUGGCCAGCAGAGGCCCUGGAGUCUGUGGCCACCAGAUUCUUGAAUGAGAUCCCUGAACUAGAAGCCUCCACUGAAGUCAUUGAAGGGCUGAUUCAAGUCUGCGUGGAUAUCCACCAGUCAGUGGCCAGCAAGUGUGUGGAGUACCUGGUGGAGCUGGCCCGCCACAACUAUGUGACCCCCAAGAGCUACCUGGAGCUGCUCAACAUUUUCUCCACCCUCAUCGGGCAGAAGAAACUGGAGCUGAAAACGGCCAAGAACCGCAUGAAGAGCGGCCUCGACAAGCUGUUGCGCACCUCUGAGGAUGUGGCCAAGAUGCAGGAGGAGCUGGAGAUUAUGCGCCCCCUGCUGGAGGAGGCUGCCAAGGACACCGUGCUCACCAUGGAGCAGAUCAAGGUGGAUACAACCAUUGCCGAGGAGACCCGGAAUUCGGUGCAGGCAGAGGAGAUCAAGGCCAACGAGAAGGCCAGGAAGGCCCAGGCUAUCGCUGACGAUGCCCAGAAGGAUCUGGACGAGGCACUGCCAGCCCUGGACGCCGCCCUGGCCAGUCUGCGCAACCUCAACAAGAAUGACGUGACCGAGGUCCGUGCCAUGCAGCGGCCUCCCCCAGGCGUGAAGCUAGUCAUAGAAGCUGUGUGUAUCAUGAAGGGCAUCAAGCCCAAGAAGGUGCCUGGAGAGAAGCCCGGCUCCAAGGUGGACGACUACUGGGAGCCAGGCAAGGGGCUACUGCAGGACCCGGGCCGCUUCCUUGAGAGCCUCUUCAAGUUUGACAAGGACAACAUCGGGGAGACGGUCAUCAAAGCCAUCCAGCCGUACAUCGACAAUGAAGAGUUCCAGCCGGCUGCCAUCGCCAAGGUGUCCAAGGCCUGCACCUCCAUCUGCCAGUGGGUGCGCGCCAUGCACAAGUACCACUUCGUGGCCAAGGCCGUGGAGCCCAAGCGGCAAGCUCUGCGGGAGGCCCAGGACGACCUGGACGUGACACAGAAGAUCCUGGAGGAGGCGAAGCAGCGCCUACAUGAGGUGGAGGACGGCAUUGCCACCAUGCAGGCCAGGUACCGGGAAUGCAUCGCCAAGAAGGAGGAGCUGGAGCUCAAGUGCGAGCAGUGCGAGCAGAGGCUGAGCCGUGCAGACAAGCUCAUCAAUGGGCUGUCGGACGAGAAGGUGCGCUGGCAGGAGACGGUGGAGAGCCUGGAGCACAUGCUCGAUAACAUCUCCGGAGACGUGCUCGUGGCCGCCGGCUUCGUGGCCUACCUGGGCCCCUUCACGGGUCAGUACCGCACGGCGCUCCAUGACCACUGGGUCAAGCAGCUCACAGCCCACAGUGUCCCGCACACCUCUGAGCCCUCGCUGAUCGGGACGCUGGGGAACCCCGUGAAGAUCCGCUCGUGGCAGAUCGCGGGCCUCCCCAACGACAAUCUGUCGGUGGAGAACGGAGUCAUCAACCAGUACUCCCAGCGCUGGACCCACUUCAUCGACCCUCAGAGCCAGGCCAACAAAUGGAUCAAGAACAUGGAGAAGGACAACGGGCUGGACGUGUUCAAGCUGAGUGACCGUGACUUCCUGCGCAGCAUGGAGAACGCCAUCCGCUUCGGCAAGCCGUGUCUUCUGGAGAAUGUGGGCGAGGAGCUGGACCCAGCCCUGGAACCUGUGCUGCUCAAGCAGACUUAUAAGCAGCAGGGGAACACGGUGCUGAAGCUGGGGGACACGGUGAUCCCCUACCAUGAGGACUUCAGGAUGUACAUCACCACCAAGCUGCCCAACCCGCACUACACACCUGAGAUCUCCACCAAACUCACCCUCAUCAACUUCACUCUGUCGCCCAGUGGCCUGGAGGACCAGUUACUGGGCCAGGUAGUGGCCGAGGAGCGACCCGACCUGGAGGAGGCCAAGAACCAGCUGAUUAUCAGUAAUGCCAAGAUGCGUCAGGAGCUGAAGGACAUCGAAGACCAGAUCCUGUACCGGCUCAGCUCCUCCGAGGGCAACCCCGUGGAUGACAUGGAGCUCAUCAAGGUGCUGGAGGCUUCCAAGAUGAAGGCUGCAGAGAUCCAGGCCAAGGUCAGGAUUGCAGAGCAGACCGAGAAGGACAUCGACCUCACACGCAUGGAGUACAUACCCGUGGCCGUCCGCACCCAGAUCCUCUUCUUCUGUGUGUCCGACCUGGCCAACGUGGACCCCAUGUACCAGUACUCCCUCGAGUGGUUUCUCAACAUCUUCCUCUCUGGCAUUGCCAACUCAGAGAGGGCAGACAACCUGAAGAAGCGUAUCGCCAACAUCAACCGCUACCUGACAUACAGCCUCUACAGCAACGUCUGCCGCAGCCUCUUCGAGAAGCACAAGCUGAUGUUCGCCUUCCUGCUGUGCGUCCGCAUCAUGAUGAACGAGGGCAAGAUCAACCAGGGUGAGUGGCGCUACCUCCUAUCCGGAGGCUCCAUCCAGGUCAUGGCCGACAACCCUGCACCAGACUGGCUGUCAGACCGGGCCUGGAGAGACAUCCUGGCCCUUUCGAACCUUCCGGCCUUUUCCUCCUUCCCCUCUGACUUCGUGACGCUCCUCUCGGAGUUCCGGGUCAUCUUCGACAGCCUUGAGCCCCACCGGGAGCCCUUGCCUGGCAUCUGGGACCAGUACCUGGACCAGUUCCAGAAGCUGCUGGUCCUUCGCUGCCUGCGUGGGGACAAGGUGACCAAUGCCAUGCAGGACUUUGUGGCCACCAACCUGGAGCCACGCUUCAUCGAGCCCCAGACUGCCAACCUGUCAGUGGUGUUCAAGGACUCCAAUUCCACCACGCCCCUCAUCUUCGUGCUGUCACCCGGCACAGACCCCGCCGCUGACCUCUACAAGUUUGCCGAAGAGAUGAAGUUCUCCAAGAAGCUCUCUGCCAUCUCCCUGGGCCAAGGGCAGGGCCCUCGGGCGGAAGCCAUGAUGCGCAGCUCCAUAGAGAGAGGCAAGUGGGUCUUCUUCCAGAACUGCCACCUGGCGCCGAGCUGGAUGCCGUCCCUGGAGCGCCUCAUCGAGCACAUCAACCCUGACAAGGUGCACCGGGACUUCCGCCUGUGGCUCACCAGCCUGCCCAGCAACAAGUUCCCAGUGUCCAUCCUGCAGAACGGCUCCAAGAUGACCAUCGAGCCCCCGCGCGGGGUCAAGGCCAACCUGAUGAAAUCCUACAGCAGCCUCAGCGACGACUUCCUCAACUCCUGCCACAAGGUAGCCGAGUUCAAGUCCCUGCUGCUGUCCCUGUGUCUGUUCCACGGGAACGCACUGGAGCGCCGCAAGUUCGGGCCCCUGGGCUUCAACAUCCCCUACGAGUUCACGGACGGAGACCUGCGCAUCUGCAUCAGCCAGCUCAAGAUGUUCCUGGACGAGUACGACGACAUCCCCUACAAGGUCCUCAAGUAUACGGCGGGUGAGAUCAACUAUGGCGGCCGUGUCACCGAUGACUGGCUACCUUUCCUACAUCAAGAGCCUCCCUCUCAACGACAUGCCCGAGAUCUUCGGCCUGCACGACAACGCCAACAUCACUUUUGCGCAGAACGAGACUUUCGCCCUGCUUGGUGCCAUCAUCCAGCUGCAACCCAAGUCGUCCUCUGCGGGCGGCCAGGGCAGGGAGGAGAUAGUAGAAGACAUGGCCCAGAACAUUCUGCUCAAGGUGCCUCAGCCUAUCGGUUUGCAGCCAGUGAUGGCCAAGUACCCCGUGCUCUAUGAGGAAUCAAUGAACACGGUGCUUGUGCAGGAGGUCAUUAGGUACAACCGACUGCUGCAGGUGAUCACGGAGACGCUGGGAGACCUCCUGAAGGCACUCAAAGGGCUGGUGGUGAUGUCGUCCCAGCUGGAGCUGAUGGCGGCCAGCCUGUACAACAACACUGUGCCCGAGCUCUGGAACGCCAAGGCCUACCCCUCGCUCAAGCCGCUGUCCUCAUGGGUCAUGGACCUGCUGCAGCGCCUGGACUUCCUGCAUGACUGGAUCCAGGGCGGCAUCCCGGCUGUCUUCUGGAUCAGUGGCUUCUUCUUCCCCCAGGCCUUCCUGACGGGCACGCUGCAGAACUUCGCUCGCAAGUCUGUCAUCUCCAUCGACAUCAUCUCCUUCGAUUUCAAGGUGAUGGCUCAGUCGGUGUCGGAGCUCAAGACAAGGCCCAAAGAAGGGUGCUAUAUCUACGGACUGUUCUUGGAAGGUGCCCGCUGGGACCCGGUGGCCUUCCAGCUGGCAGAGUCUCGGCCCAAGGAGCUAUACACAGAGAUGGCUGUCAUCUGGCUCUUGCCAGUUCCCAACCGCCAGGCCCAGCAACAGGACUUCUACCUGUGCCCUAUCUACAAGACGCUGACCCGUGCUGGAACACUCUCAACCACAGGCCACUCCACCAACUAUGUCAUCGCUGUGGAGAUCCCCACCGACCAGUCUCAGCGACACUGGAUAAAGCGCGGCGUUGCCCUCAUCUGUGCCCUGGACUACUAGGCUUGGACAGCAGGGUGGUGCCAAUAAAGAUGAAAGAUGUUUUCCCCGCA